CAGAAAUUUCCGCGCGUUCGUCGGUGAAAGUUCACGAAUUGAAGCCGAGUGGCGGGAGCUGUUGUCAACCAGGGGGCUGUUGUGAAGAAGUUACGACAGUUGUCAGACAUGGAUUUUAAAAGACGCAACGGUGGCCCUUUUGUUGGCGGUGCCUCCCUGGCCAAAAGGGGUAAAACAGGAGGCGACUGGGAGGACAGUCCAUCGCAGUUUGAAGAGGAGUUGUCCAUGUUUGAUGAAGUGGACAUGGAGGCAGAGGAGACAGAGGGGCAGGCAGGCCAUGAUGUCAUUCCUGUAGGCAGCCUCUUCUCAGCAGACCUCAACCCUCGAUGGCGACGACCUCAAGCCCCUUCACUGGACACGUCAUCUGAUACUUUGGUGUUUCAGCAGAUUGAUCUCGACUACUAUUUGGGAGGAACGGUUGCUGGCAUGCCUGGACAGUCGCAGGGAAAAGUCCCCAUCAUCCGGAUGUUUGGGGUGACAGACGGCGGCAACAGUGUGUGUUGUCACAUCCAUGGUUUUGCACCCUACUUCUAUGUUCCUGCUCCAACAGGUUUCAAAUCGAGUGACCUGGGAGAAUUCAAGAGAGAGUUGAACAAUGUUGUCCUGAAGGAUAUGAGAUCCAAUAAGGACAACAUCUCCGUCACAGUGUUGGCUGUGGACAUCACCCGCAAAGAGAACAUGUAUGGUUACCAUGGGAAACGCAUUCUGGAGUUUUUGCAGAUAACCAUGGCGAUGCCUCGUCUCAUCGCCCCCGCUAAGAGACUGCUGGAGCAGGGCUUCAAAUUCGGCCAUUUCCCCAUACAGGGUUACCAACCAUACGAGGCCAACAUCGAUUUUGAGAUCAGGUUUAUGGUGGACUGUGACGUGGUGGGAUGCUGCUGGAUUGAACUUCCCAAAGGAAAGUACAGAGUGCGUGAAGAGAAGAGCACGGGGGACACGGACUCUCAGUACCCAGGAAAGGUGUCCUUGUGUCAGUAUGAGGUGGACGUGGGAUGGACGGAUUUGAUAAGUCACCCUGCAGAAGGAGACUGGCAGAGGAUCGCCCCGCUCAGGGUCCUCAGCUUUGACAUUGAGUGUGCAGGAAGGAAAGGUAUUUUCCCAGAAGCAGACAAAGACCCUGUCAUUCAGAUAGCCUCUAUGGUGCAGCGGCAGGGUGAGACGGAGCCCUUCAUUCGCACCGUGUUCACCCUCCAGUCCUGCGCCAGCAUCGUGGGCUCUCAGAUCCUGUGUUUUACGCAGGAGAAACAGCUCCUGCAGAGCUGGGCGGAGUUCAUGAGGACAGUGGACCCAGAUAUCAUCACGGGAUACAACAUCCAAAACUUUGACUUUCCUUAUUUGCUCAACAGAGCUGCUGCUUUAAAGGUGAAUCUGUUUCCCUACCUCGGUCGAGUGCGAGGCAUCAAGUCGGUCAUGAAAGACUCAAACUUUCAGAGCAAGCAGAUGGGCCGCAGAGAGAACAAGACCAUCAACAUGGAGGGGAGAGUUCAGUUUGACCUGCUGCAGGUUCUUCUCAGGGACUACAAACUGCGCUCGUACACACUGAAUGCUGUGAGCUACCACUUUCUGCAAGAGCAGAAGGAGGAUGUCCAACACUCAAUCAUCACAGACCUGCAGAACGGUAACGAACAGACCCGUCGUCGUUUGGCCGUGUACUGCCUGAAGGACGCCUACCUCCCUCUGCGCUUGCUGCAGAAGCUGAUGUGUGUGAUUAACUACAUGGAGAUGGCCAGAGUGACAGGUGUGCCGCUCACCUACCUGCUCUCCAGAGGUCAGCAGAUCAAAGUCGUCUCUCAGCUGCUGCGACAGGCCAUGAAGCAGGACCUGGUCAUGCCCGUUGUAAAGACAGAAGGAGGAGAAGACUACACCGGGGCAACAGUCAUCGAGCCAGAAAAAGGGUACUACAGCGUUCCCAUAGCGACCCUGGAUUUCUCCUCCCUGUAUCCGUCCAUCAUGAUGGCUCACAAUCUGUGCUACACAACCCUGCUGCAGAAAGGCUCCGCGGAGAGACAGAACCUCGCACCGGAGGACUUCAUCAAGACUCCCACAGGGGACAUGUUUGUGAAGAGCUCUGUGAGGAAAGGACUUCUUCCUGAGAUCCUGGAGAACCUGCUGUCUGCCAGAAAGAGGGCCAAAACCGAGCUGAAAAAGGAAACGGACCCUUUCAAAAUGCAGGUGCUGGACGGCCGACAGCUGGCCCUCAAAAUCAGCGCAAACUCUGUCUAUGGCUUCACCGGAGCCCAGGUGGGCAAGCUGCCCUGCUUAGAGAUCUCACAGAGCGUCACUGGUUUUGGCCGACAGAUGAUCGAGCAAACUAAACAGUUGGUUGAGUCCAAAUAUACACUUUCCAAUGGUUACCCAGGUGACGCCAAGGUCAUUUAUGGAGACACAGACUCCGUCAUGGUGAAGCUCGGAGUGGAGACAGUGAAGGAGGCCAUGGAAGUCGGGAGGGAGGCGGCAGAGUGGGUGUCGUCUCACUUCACACCGCCCAUCAAGCUGGAGUUUGAGAAGGUGUACUACCCGUACCUGCUGAUCAACAAGAAGCGCUACGCAGGCCUCUAUUUCUCCUCCAGCGCAGACACGCACGACAAGAUGGACUGCAAAGGAAUCGAGACUGUUCGCAGAGACAACUCCCCCCUGGUGGCAAACCUGAUCAACACCUGUCUGCAGAGAAUCCUCAUAGACAGGGAUCCUCAGGGUGCUGUGGAUCACGCUAAAGAAGUCAUCUCAGACCUGCUCUGUAACCGGAUCGACAUCAGCCAGCUGGUCAUCACCAAGGAGCUGACACGCACGGCGCAGGAGUACGCCGGCAAGCAGGCGCACGUGGAGCUGGCUGAAAGAAUGAGGAAGAGAGACGCCGGCAGCGCCCCCAAUCUGGGAGACAGAGUCCCCUACGUCAUCAUCAAGGCGGCAAAGGGAGUAGCAGCGUACAUGAAGUCAGAGGACCCGAUCUUUGUGCUGGAGAACAACAUUCCCAUCGACACGCAGUACUACCUGGAGCAGCAGCUGUCUAAACCUCUGCUCAGGAUAUUUGAGCCCAUCCUGGGAGAGAGCAAAGCCGAGAGCAUCCUGCUCAAGGGCGACCACACGCGCUGUAGGACCGUGCUCACCUCAAAGAUCGGCGGGCUCAUGGCGUUCGCUCAGAGGAGGAGCACCUGCAUCGGCUGCAAGGCCGUGCUCAAGACAGACGCUGCGGUUUGUGAUUUCUGUAAGAAGAAGGAGUCCGAGCUCUACCAGAAGGAGAUCUUUCACAUGAACACGCUGGAGGAGCGUUUCUCCCGCCUGUGGACUCAGUGUCAGCGGUGUCAAGGCUCCCUCCACGAGGACGUGCUGUGUACCAGCCGGGACUGUCCCAUCUUCUACAUGAGGAAGAAGGUUCAGAAAGAUCUGGAUGACCAGAGCAAGCUGGUGUCUCGCUUCGGCUGGUGAGAGGAAACACAAGGCUCGCUCUCUUUGUAUAAAGACUUGAAUAUCACACUAUUUCUAUGUUUUCUAUUUUGAGUAAAUUCACAGUAGACGUUUUUGUAAAAUAAACUGUAAAAGCAAAAA
This is a messenger RNA of Labrus bergylta (ballan wrasse), 3546 nucleotides long. NCBI's taxonomy places the organism in Eukaryota, Metazoa, Chordata, Actinopteri, Labriformes, Labridae. The record is from RefSeq and is a predicted model, not a curated record.